GAUCUGAUAUAUAAAUUGGUGGCUACUGUUUAAUUGGCUUUUUAAUAUAAGUCCAUGCACCAGGGUUGCUCACUUCCUUAUAGUUUUCUUGUGACUAAAAUAAAGUAUGCUUUUAAAUUUUAUAUUUCAGUCUCAGAAUUAUUAUACCUUCAUAUCCGUUACAGCCUUGCAAAAUGCAGCAUCAUAUAAGUUAUAGCUCCUUUUUUUUUGUUUUAUUAUUGGCAAAUUACUUCCUGCUCUUCACAUAUAAGACACAACUGAGAUUUUAGAGUCUGCCUUACAGAACCGGCCUGUGCUUUAUAAUGAGAUCUCUGCUUGGAAUUAUCUGUGUCCUGUCGGUGUUUGCAGCAACAGGCUAUUCUCUGAAUUGCAUGAAAUGUCUGUCUACGGAAAUCUGCUACGUUGUGACCUGCCCAUCCAAUCAAGUCUGUGCAUCUCUGCUCAUGAAUGUUUCCAUACCUGAGAACGACAACAGUCAAAUAAUGUUAAGGACUUGUGCACCACUACAAGAGUGUAAUGUUAACGGAACUUUAAGUUUUCCUGAAUCUUCAAAGAUUACAUUUGCCUCAUCCUGCUGCUUCAAGGACUUUUGCACUCCCAUUACACCAAAAUUACCAGAAAACGGGGAAGAAACCAAUGAAGUGACUUGUCCAACUUGCCUCUCAUAUGGUUCUGACAAAUGUGAUGCUCUGGAAAGUGUUCAUUGUACUGGGAAUGAGAAUAUGUGCUAUACAGGAACCACAACAAUUCCAGUAUCUGCAGGCAUAUUAAACUCUGUGGCGGCCCGUGGAUGUGCAACUAAAAGUCUCUGUGAUUUCGCCAAGACCCAAAUGAACAUCCUUAAAACCCUCACUAUCGGUACAAAUAUCCGAUGCACCGGUGGAGCCUUUGACCUUGAUCCUGGAUUCCUUCUCCCAGCAGCCAUUGCUUCUGCACUUAUUCAAUUCAUGUUUUUUUCCAAAUUAAAAUGA
This is a messenger RNA of Xenopus laevis (African clawed frog), 971 nucleotides long. Its product is annotated as phospholipase A2 inhibitor and Ly6/PLAUR domain-containing protein. The record is from RefSeq and is a predicted model, not a curated record. NCBI's taxonomy places the organism in Eukaryota, Metazoa, Chordata, Amphibia, Anura, Pipidae. Bases 303 to 971 code for a protein of 222 amino acids. The transcript is spliced from 5 exons.